CUCAUGCUUCGACAUAGAGAACGCAAAUCGCUUCGAGGAGGAAGAUUUGAGAUCAAUCUCUUCUUUGAGAAGUUUUAGAGAGCUGUAGUGGGCAGUAUUUUGAAUCAAGAAAAAACUUUCCCUGAAGUUUUUUAAGCAUUAAGAACGAAUAGAUAGUAAAAGUGCCGUACAGAAAGGCGAGGAACAAGUCGUGACGUGAUUACGCUCGAACAUUGGUGUGUUGUACUGAUCUGAGAUAAAGUAUAUAUAUAUGGCAGCAAGUGGAUCAGAAACGCAAACUAUCGAAAACGUUGAUCUUAAAGUUGAUGAUAAUCCAGAUGAGGAUCAUAUCGAUAUCGAAAUAAAACAAGUUACAGAAGAAACAACUCCAUUAAAAGCUGAUAGUAACGAUGAGGAACUGGAAUUUGGAUUUGGAAGAGACGAGCCAGUCUUUAUCACAGAUCAGGAUGUUGCCGAUUAUUCGGAAUCGUCGAUGGAAAGAUCAACAGAACUUUCAGCAGACGCCAAAAAGGCGUACGAAGAAUGGAUCUAUGUAGACAUGAACAAGACUACCCACGAAGUGAACGAGAACUUGCUUCUUUUGAGUUCAGUUUAUGGAAAAGAUCAAGUAUGUUGUUGUGUUAUGUGAACUAGAAGAAGCAUUAAUUUAUUUCUUGAUCAAGUAAAUCCACGGAAGGUUCCUUGAUUUCCAUCGUUUAGAUUGCAAAACGUAGAAGUUGUGAAAAAGCGGUAUGAGAUAUAUUAAUUUAUUUCAUUUCAAAAUGACCUCAAAUGUCAAAAAGAUGAAAGUAGAUACUAAAGUUGCGUCAUACAUGGGAAUUGGGCCAGAGAAAGCCUUGUAUAUCUUUUAUUGGCGAGGGAAAGUAGAGAAAUUGUAAUAGGUACAUUUACUAUUAUAAAUAAGUACUUGCUCUUUAGAUAGAUUGUCAAGCAAACUCUCUAGGUUUUGUAAAAGAGGGCAAAGACUGGAUAGAUAAGGAUCUUAUGUUAACAA
This is a messenger RNA of Pocillopora verrucosa, 994 nucleotides long. RefSeq lists its product as uncharacterized. Lineage: Eukaryota; Metazoa; Cnidaria; Anthozoa; Scleractinia; Pocilloporidae. The record is from RefSeq and is a predicted model, not a curated record.